This is a messenger RNA of Rosa chinensis, 1189 nucleotides long. RefSeq lists its product as uncharacterized. The transcript is spliced from 2 exons. Lineage: Eukaryota; Viridiplantae; Streptophyta; Magnoliopsida; Rosales; Rosaceae. The record is from RefSeq and is a predicted model, not a curated record. Bases 118 to 855 code for a protein of 245 amino acids.
GACGAAGGUUUGCAAAUUAGGGCUGUUGCAGAGAUAGAGAGAGAGAGCGCGCGCAAUCGGAAUCGGAGAAUUAGGGCUUGAGGUUUGGUAAUUGCAAAAUUGGAGGAGAAUUGAAGAAUGGGUUCUUCUUCGGUGAUAAGCCCAGAAGAUGUAUUGGAGUCUCUAAUGAACGACGGCACCAUUGACUCUCUCAGAUUGAAGAUCAUCAACCAGCUCAAAGCCAAUGAAGAGCUGAAGAGCACGACAAUCAAAAUGGCGGAGCAAAGCCGAGUUCUCAACACUCCCGGGGCCGAGAAGCAGACGAAGAGAGAGCUGUUUGAUGCUCUGAGGCAGGAGCUUGAGACCCAAGUGCUGGAGAAGGCUUCCAAGUCUGUUUGGGAGUUGAUUUUGGAUAACAAUGGAAUGGGAAAGGAAAUCAAUCAAACUGUUGAAAGGGUGUUCUGCAAGCUCAGCGGCCGCGAACCGCCCCUGUUUCCUCCUCAACAAGAUGCCGAUGCCGAUGCCGAUGUCAAUGUUAAGGGCAAUACCAAUGCCAAUGCUAAUGUUAAGGAUAAUGCCAAUGCCAAUACUAAUGCUAAUGCCAAGGGAAAGGGGAAGGCGAAUGGGAAAGGAAAAGUGAAGGGGAAGGGGAAGGGGAAAGAGAAGGCAAAGGAAGCGGCGAGUGAACAAGUUGAAGCCAAGCCUGAGGAGGAGAAGUCGAAUUCAAAGAAGAGGAGUUUCAGUGAAGUGAAUGCACAAGGAGAAGGAGAUGGAGAACCUCCUGUAAGGUUGGACCUAAAAGUUGAAGCCAAGCCUGAAGUUGAAGCCAUGCCUCAAGAAGGUCCUGUAGCUAUGGCGGAAGACCCUCAAGUUUGAAGAGUUGGAGUUUGCUGAUUCAAGCCACAUUGUUGAUGCGGUAGGAGCUACUGGUUCAAAUCUUGCAGUGUCUUGGUUCUGCACCAUGUAUGAUCUUGUAUUCUUGAAACUUUAAUGUCUAGUUAUGGUGUCAAUAUUUUCACGGUAGGAGAAAUGACUGACCCAAGUAGAGUGUGUUGCUGAGCUAUCCUUUUUACUUUUUUAACUUCCAGGUAGAUGAGACUAUGCUUCUACAUUGGCAUUCUCUAUAUUUCUGGCACUGUGAUUUGGGUCUUUCAUAUUGUAACAGAAAGCAAUUUAUCAGAUGUGCCCCUGUAUAUAUAUGAUUCUUUUU